Trichoplusia ni (cabbage looper) is the source of this 3038-nucleotide messenger RNA. RefSeq names its product transcriptional repressor CTCFL-like. Gene Ontology annotation, biological process: regulation of transcription by RNA polymerase II. Lineage: Eukaryota; Metazoa; Arthropoda; Insecta; Lepidoptera; Noctuidae. Bases 912 to 2975 code for a protein of 687 amino acids. The transcript is spliced from 13 exons. Gene Ontology annotation, molecular function: DNA-binding transcription factor activity; RNA polymerase II cis-regulatory region sequence-specific DNA binding. The record is from RefSeq and is a predicted model, not a curated record.
UUGUUAUUUUGCUUAUCGUAUAUUUUGUACGAAUACUGCGUGUUUUACAAUUAAUUAUUGAUCUCAAGUAGGAAUUGUGCGAGAAAAGUGGAUACACGUUCAUAAAAUGGCGGCCUGAUACAUUACGGGUAUAGGGUUUAUUGAAUACAAUACAUUUUGAGUUUCUAUUCUAAUAUUUCGAUAAGUAAGCGAUUUUUAUUAAAAGUAUUAAUUACGUGGGCCCAUAUUCUAAAUCGAUAAAAAGUAUAAUACAGUUUAUAUAGUUAUACGUUUUUGUAACCUGUAAAAACUGGCGAUAAAAACAACAAGUACUUCUCAAUACAUUUGAUUCCCCUGCGGAUUUGUGAAUCGUUUGCUGACCAGCAAUCCCAUAGUUACCAGUAACUAGAGUACAGACGAGGAGACAGCUUCCCGAGUUUCGGGAAGUCACCAAAGUGGAGCCCGAAAGUACAACCAUUGACCUAGAGAGCCUGGUGGGGGACGAUAUCCCGGGGGACGAUAUCCCGGGGGACGAAAUCCCGGGCGACAGCAUCCCGGGCGACGGAAUCCCCGGCGAAAUUCCGGCUGACAACAUACCGGACGACGAUAUCCCCGAGGACGACCUCCCCGACGACGACAUUCCGGCUGACAACAUACCGGACGACGAUAUCCCCGAGGACGAUAUCCCGGACGACAACAUUCCGGAGGACGAGAUUCCGGACGACGACCUCCCGGACGACGAUAUCCCCGCCGACGAAGACAUCCCGGACGACGAUUUACCGGACGACGAUAUCCCCGCAGACGAGGAUAUCUCUGCCGAUCCUGAACCCGCCGAGGUCAGCGAUACGGAGGAGACUGAGGCGGCCGAGCCAACCCUGAAUGCCCAGGCCGACACCACCGCGCCAGACGCCCUCGAUACGCCCGACACCACCAUGUCGCUGCCCCUGCCCCCACCCCUAGAGAAGAAACCAGAGGAUAAGGAUGCAGAGAGCAAGCAAACCAUCAUCCAGACGUACUUAAAUCAAGCAGCAACUACCACCGUUAUUGCACUGAACGACGCCGAGGAAGAGGCGGACGCUAGCGGCGUCACCUACUUCGUUGACGAAGAAGGCAGGUACUACUACCAACCUGCCGGCGUCAACCAGAACCUCGUGUCGUUGUCCACCACCACUGUCAACGAUGAGGCCGAGCCCGUUGGCGAGGAGAACACCGAGAGUUACCAAACCGUGACCCUGGUCCCCUCGGAGUCCAGCAACGGCGAGGUCAGCUACGUGCUGGUCGUGCAGGAGGAGACCAAGCCCGUGGUCAACGUUACCAUGGAUGUUGACGUCGAGCCGGUGAACGAAGAUCCCAAGGCCAACGAUGACGUCUAUAACUUCGAUGAGGAAGAGGAACCGGGUGAAGAUGCAUCUGAAGAGGAAGCCGAAGCGAAGGGCUCCAAGAACAACAAGGCUCGCACCAAGAACGCCAAGCCCAAGUACACGUGCAACUUCUGCACCUACACUAGUCACCGACGCUACCUGCUGUACCGCCACCUGAAGACCCACUCGGAGGACCGGCCUCACCAGUGCAAGGUGUGCGAGCGCGGCUUCAAGACCGUCGCCUCGCUUCAGAACCAUCUCAACAUGCACAACGGCAUCAAGCCGCACGUCUGCAAGUACUGCAGCAGCCCCUUCACUACGUCCGGCGAGCUGGUCCGCCACGUCCGCUACAAGCACACCCACGAGAAGCCGCACAAGUGCACGGAGUGCGACUACGCCUCCGUCGAGCUGUCCAAGCUGCGGCGCCACGUGCGCUGCCACACCGGCGAGAGGCCCUACCAGUGCCCUCACUGCACGUACGCCUCGCCCGAUACGUUCAAGCUGAAGCGCCACCUGCGCACGCACACCGGCGAGAAGCCCUACAAGUGCGAACACUGCGGCAUGCGCUUCACGCAGAGCAACUCGCUCAAGGCGCACAAGCUGAUACAUAACGUCGCCGAGAAGCCGGUGUACGCUUGCGAGCUCUGCCCCGCCAAGUGCGGCCGCAAGACCGACCUGCGGAUACACGUGCAGAAGCUGCACACCUCGGACAAGCCGCUCAAGUGUCGCCGCUGCGGCAAGGCCUUCCCCGACCGGUACUCGUGCAAGGUGCACAAUAAGACCCACGAGGGCGAGAAAUGCUUCAAGUGCGAGCUGUGCCCGUACGCGUCGACCACGAUGCGUCACCUCAAGACUCAUCUGCUGAAACACACCGAUGAGAAACCCUUCGCCUGCGAUCUCUGCGAUCAGUCCUUCAGGCAGAAGCAGCUGCUCCGUCGCCACCAGAACCUGUACCACAACCCGAACUACGUUCCCAAGCCUCCCAAGGAGAAGUCUCACACUUGCCACGAGUGCAACCGCAUGUUCGCCCACAAGGGCAACCUGAUCCGCCACCUUGCGGUCCACGACCCCGAGUCGGGCCACCAGGAGAGGGCGCUGGCCCUCAAGAUCGGUCGCCAGACCAAGGUCAAGUUCAUCGACGGAGAGAUCAUGAAGGACAUGCGCGGUCCCCAGAGCCCCAACGACGGCACCAACCUGAUGAAGAUCGAGCUCGGCAACAAGGAGCUGAAGCGCGGCGAGCUGGUCACCGUGGCCGACGGCGACGGCCAGCAGUACGUCGUGCUCGAGGUCAUUCAGCUGGAGGACGGGACCGAACAGCAGGUCGCCGUCGUCGCACCCGAGUUUAUCGACCCCGAAGAUGAGGGUGAGGAAGAAGAUCUAGAAGACGAGGAGGAGGAUGAGAUGGAGGAGAGGAAGUACCGCGUGAAGGAGACCGAGGCCGAGCGCAGCAUCAAGCUCGAGAAGGAGGUCGACACCUGCUUCGGAUUCGACGUGAGUAACGAACACUUGUCUAUAACUGUGCAUACUGUAAAACUGUUUGGAAACCCCCCCCCCCGCGAUACAAGAAUUAAAUCCCUUACUGCGGGAGUCGUUUUUUUAAAAAGAAGAACUAGCGUUCUGUCAUUUGUGGUGUAGGCUUCACCCCGUGUGAAGCCUAGCCUGUGCAAUGCUAAUAUACACUACUGUCCGAUUUUUAAU